Molecule: messenger RNA, 1139 nt
Organism: Corticium candelabrum
Lineage: Eukaryota; Metazoa; Porifera; Homoscleromorpha; Homosclerophorida; Plakinidae
Exons: 6
Coding region: 45-848 (267 amino acids)
Molecular function (GO): carbohydrate binding; galactoside binding
Source: RefSeq, a predicted model, not a curated record
CUGAGCUUCAAGACAAAACGGUCGUCUGCCAAAGAACGUCUUCGAUGAGUGAGGUCAGUCUACCAUUGUCACGCCCUUAUAUCACCAACGCUCCAGGAAAAACAGUUUACGUCUACGAAGGAGACGACAGCGGAAUCGCCCUUCACAUCGGCGCUCAAUCUGCUAAAAACGCUGUCUUUUUUAAUUCUGAUAUCGACGGUGUUUGGGGUAAACAGCUGAAGGCAGAUACAUUUCCAUUCCAAACGGAGGAAAAGUUUUUGCUCACCAUAGCAACCACAGAAGAAACAUAUGAGAUCAAAGUGAACGAGACACAUCUUUAUUCCUUCAAGCACAGAGUGCCGCCACAAGAGGUGAAACGCUUUGGCAUCAGUCAGCAAUCAGGAGAUAAAGUCUCAUCUGUUAAGAUUACUCAAGUGCUAGUAACAGGUUCGUGGACUCUUUCCGAAUUAAGUGAUGAGGUAAUCGUAAUUGCAAGCAGAGUUUCAACUGUUUCCAAGAAAUAUUUAAAGGUCAAAGGUGAUCUAACAACUGUUGACACUACGGCUAGCAAGAGUCGAAAGAAAGCUAGAUUUACGAUUACUGGUCAACAAAACCCGUACAGCUUAAGAAACAAUCAAUUCACUGACAGGUUUUUGACAAUCAAAGAGAAUCGACUUUACGCCGAUGCUGAUAGCGACUAUGCUAAGUUCCAAGUCGCAGAAAACAAUGAAGGAUACUACAUUUUUGAGUCUAACAAAACUAACGGCUUCUUUAUUGGAGUUAGCCAAUCUGGAGAUAUUGUAACACCAGACCAAGUUACGGGCGAAGAGUCUAAUUUCUACAACGCUUACAAUAGUGACGAGACAUGACGUCGUCGUUUCUACACAAUCAUGUAGAGAACUGCAUGUGUGCAAAGGACAUCUGUUGACAUCUAGUUUGAAGCGCGUGCGUGCGCAUGUGUGAGUUUGCGUGCUUGCUCAUGCAUGCGUGUAUGUUUGUGUAUAAAAUGGUGUUCGAGAUUUUAUGUUGUGGUGUUUAGACGUCUAUGUAUAGUUUGAUGCCUAGACUAGUUUUGGCGCGGUUUCUUCGUAGUUGUAGAAAUCAGUAAAUCUAGUAUCUGAAUGCUAAAAAAACUACACUGGCUUUCCUACGGAAGCCGA